Molecule: messenger RNA, 742 nt
Organism: Chelonus insularis
Lineage: Eukaryota; Metazoa; Arthropoda; Insecta; Hymenoptera; Braconidae
Product: inosine triphosphate pyrophosphatase
Exons: 2
Coding region: 111-686 (191 amino acids)
Biological process (GO): nucleoside triphosphate catabolic process
Cellular component (GO): cytoplasm
Molecular function (GO): nucleoside triphosphate diphosphatase activity
Source: RefSeq, a predicted model, not a curated record
GUACUACUUGAUCAAAGUUUUUUAUUAUGUAUUCUGUAUUUGAUUUUUUCCAUGUUCAAUCAUGAAUUAUUUGUUUGUAAUUUAAGCGGUAGUUGACUCUUUCUUAAAAGAUGUCUAAAUCUAUUGUGUUUGUCACUGGAAAUGCAAAAAAACUACAGGAAGUUGUUGCUAUUUUGGGUAAAGAGUUCCCAAGAGAAGUGACUAGUAGAUCAAUUGAUCUUCCUGAACUUCAAGGAGAUUCUAGAAGCAUUAGCAUAUCAAAAUGUAAAGCGGCAAUGGAAAUAAUCAAAGGUCCAGUUAUUGUAGAAGACACAUGUCUUUGUUUUAAUGCUAUGAAAGGUUUACCAGGACCUUACAUUAAAUAUUUUUUAGAGAAAUUAGGUCCAGAAGGGCUAGUAACUAUGUUAUCUGGUUGGGAAGAUAAAAGUGCUGAGGCUAUUUGUACUUUUGCUUAUUCGUCAGGGAAUCCAGAAGAAGAAAUUAUUUUAUUUGAAGGAAAAACUCAAGGUACAAUAGUAAGUCCACGAGGACCGGGAGAUUUUGGAUGGGAUCCAAUAUUUCAGCCCAAUGGAUAUCUUGAAACCUAUGCAGAGCUUCCAAAGAGCGUAAAGAAUGCUAUUUCUCAUCGAAGUAAAGCUCUAGAACAAUUAAAAAAUUAUUUUAUGCAGCAUAAGAAUGAUAAAUAAUUCACUGCAACCAACCACUGAUGAUAAUAAAAAUAUUUUUUUUUAUUGUCUCUGGA